AUGGCUGGCAUACCGAGCCUGCCCCUCAAUGUGUUCGGGGCCCAACAUAAGCAGGUGUUAGCCGACGGCACCGACUACCUGGCUGACGUCAAGGUUCGCCUCAAGGUGGUCCGGGGUGGAUUCGACGAUACCGCAACCGAUUUGGGAUUCGCCAGAGAUGAGCCCAUCACCUUCAAUGGUCUCGACGACCUCACCCGCGUCGAGACAGUGGCGGCGUUCAACGAGCAAGCGGCAGCGUACGAGCAAAAUAAAAGGCGAGUCGGGAAGCUGGGAGAAGCGACCAGGUCGAUGUGGAAGGAGUUGCCCCUCAAGGGCGACGACGAUGACCUACUCGGGGGCGCGAUACCCAUGGAGAUCAUUAUCGAGAUAUCGGCGUUUGCGUAUCCCUACAUCAAAGAGUUGGACAAGGCGAAGGACCUUUCCGAUGAGGAUCGCGAUCAGAUACGAAGCGUCAAUCUCCGGAGCACGCAAUCUCUUUUCGAACGACUCGAGGGCAACGCCAUGGCAGCGAUGCAUGGCAAGAGAAAGAGGCGGCCGGAGACAUCUGAGAGCUAUCAAAGCCAAGGCGAAAACGGUCCAGUGUUGACGGAGCAGCUCAGGUCACUUGUCGAUCGGCUUACUCUCGCGUCAGACGACGCGCAGGACGCCGAGGCUAGGCACGUGGCUGAGAUGCGUGAAAAGAACUCCGAGGUGAUCAAGGUGAAAGGGAAGCUCACCCAUCUGGAAGUCGAGAACUCGACUCUUUCCUUCGAGCUAUGCGAGGCCCAGGAAAAGGCCACCGCAACACUGAAGCUCGGCUCCGCAAGGCAGAGAGAGCUCAAGAUAGACCAAGACGACAGUAAGAUGGACCAGGGCCAAUCGCAAGAGGAUAUGUGCAACGAGUUCAAGAAAUGCGUCACUGGUCUGAAGACGCAGAUAGCUUCCCUCAAGGAACACAAGGCAGUACUCGAGCUGCGAGCAGAUACUGCUGAGGCGAACCUCAGAAAAGAAAAGCCAAAGUGUGAGCGGAACGAACGCGCUACUGAGGGACUCAAGAGCAACAUCAAGCAUCUUCAAGACAGCCUCGGUACAGAACAACAGAGGGUUAUGGAUCUCUUAGAUGACAAUAAGAAGGUCAAGAUGAAGCUGAGGGAACUUGGAGAGGACUAUGCUCACGAGAGUACACUGGAAACGACCAAUGGCGGCAAGUAUCUAGAUCUCAAGUCAUUUCACGACAUUCUCAAGAGUGAAUACGCAAAGCUCGAGGCGGAUCACAAAGGCCUCGUCUCGAGUCACCGGGAGGCCAACUCUGCUCAUGGGAAUGCCAUCAGGGAUAUGCAGCUGAGGUUGAGCAAGGCCGAAUCUACCGUCAAAGACUUGGAUUUGAAGUUGAAGGAGGCCCAUUCCAACCAUGGCAAGGUCAAGUCCGCUCACAAGAAUGCCGUCAAGGGCACGGAGAAGAGGCUGUCCGAUGAUGCGACCUCUCACGAAGAGGCAAUCAAGGAGAUUGAGACUAGGAUGACCGAUGCCGUGUCCUCCAGUCAUACAGAGGCCACUACGUCUCUGAAGAAUUCCCAUGGUGUUGAGCUGGUGAAUGUGGCGCAACAGCACGAGGAAAAAGUCAGAGAAUACGAUGUGUGGUUUCACACCGCAUCCGAGAAACUGGAGCGCAUGCGAUCGGACCUGGAAGCGGAAAGGGCACAGCACAAUAUCACGGUAGCCAAUCUCCAGACCGCGAGAGCAGAGCUCGUCACAAAGACGACCCAGUAUGAUGCCAAGGUCGGGGAGCUCAGAGGAAAUGUCGAGUCGCUUCAGUCAGAGGUUGUAAUGGGCAAAAGCGAUCUCGAAGAACGUCUCCAGACGUUUGAGACCCGGUGCACAAGCUUCUUCUUUGGCUCGGUCAUUCAGGGCAUCAUGUCUGCCAUCGUCGAAGGCGAUGUUGCAGCUAAUCAUGCGGAGACUCAUCUCUGGGUGGUCAAUGGCACUUGGGCCUCGAACAAACCAGACUACAACUUUGAUGACCUGGGUGCCAACGAGCUCCUGCGGCGUCUCAUCAUCUCCGUUCAUCAAGAAGUAUGGCUUGAGAAUGAGUGCAUCGCCCUGAUGCGGGGACUGACAAUGCGCCUCGCGCAAGCGCCUUAUGUCAACGUCCGUCUCGUCAGCUGGGUCAUCGAUGCCUCUCGCGUCCGAGUCGCCGAACUUCCCAUGACGGGUGCCAUUCCUGUGGAAGCAGCGAUAUGGGCAGUCUCGGAAGUCUUCCACACUCGUUGGGGAGUCGGUCAGGUUCAGAGUCACCGGUACCUGGACGAGGCGCGUCAGAUCGCGGCCGUGGAUGACGUAGAUCCCACUUAUCCGGAGUACCUGACGUUGACAAUCCCAGCGGAAGAUGGCGAUUACAGCGGCGAAUGCGAGAUUGUCAGGAGGCAAGGAUGGCCCCUGUGCGUCAUGUUUAACACGGCCAAAAAGGUCUGCUGGUUCGUCAACCCAGACUGCUGCAAGCUUACUCUGCUACAGUGGUCAUUCCGUGGUCCAUCAAGGACGAUUACCAUGUCGUGGAUCAAUGGCACUGUCAACAUGAAUACGUUUCUCUACAGUUUGAUGCACCCGUGA
Molecule: messenger RNA, 2589 nt
Organism: Colletotrichum phormii
Lineage: Eukaryota; Fungi; Ascomycota; Sordariomycetes; Glomerellales; Glomerellaceae
Exons: 4
Coding region: 1-2589 (862 amino acids)
Source: RefSeq, a predicted model, not a curated record